CUGCGGAGGAGGAGGAGGAGGAGGCAGAGGCAGCCGAGGCCAGGGCCAGCUCCUUCCCUGCUCCAUCCCAGGCAGCAGCAGGGGCUUUGCAGAGCCCAGAGAGCUGGCAGAGAGCGGGGGCCAAGGGGAAGGAAGGGGAGCCCACCCCCAGAAGCCCUGACCCCCUCCCUCCCUGGGCGGCCUCGCCCUUUCCGUCCCUCGGGGAGCCCUCGCCUCGCCUCGCCUCGCCUGCUGGAGCCAUGUCGACGGGGGCAGACUUUGGGAACCCGCUCCGGAAAUUCAAGCUGGUCUUCCUCGGGGAGCAAAGCGUUGGGAAAACAUCUCUGAUCACAAGGUUCAUGUACGACAGUUUUGACAACACAUAUCAGGCUACAAUUGGAAUUGACUUCUUAUCCAAAACCAUGUACUUGGAAGAUCGGACAGUGCGGUUGCAGCUCUGGGACACAGCAGGCCAGGAGAGAUUCCGAAGCUUGAUCCCCAGUUACAUUCGGGACUCCACAGUAGCUGUGGUGGUCUAUGACAUCACAAAUCUGAACUCCUUCCAGCAAACAUCCAAAUGGAUUGAUGAUGUCAGAACAGAAAGAGGAAGCGAUGUCAUCAUUAUGUUAGUGGGCAAUAAAACAGACCUUGCAGAUAAGAGGCAAAUAACCAUUGAAGAAGGGGAACAGAGAGCUAAAGAGCUGAAUGUCAUGUUUAUUGAAACCAGUGCAAAAACAGGAUACAAUGUGAAACAGCUCUUCCGACGUGUUGCCUCAGCUCUGCCGGGAAUGGAGAGUGUUCAGGAGAAGAGUAAAGAAGGAAUGAUUGACAUUAAACUGGACAAACCACAGGAACCACCAGCCAGUGAAGGAGGCUGUUCUUGUUAAUGCAAAGCGCAGGAUUCGUCAGCUCCAUUUGACACCACACGCUUGUUGUGUUGCUUCCUAUUGGUUAGCUUUCUAAUACAAAUUGAGUUAUUGGAUGGGGAGGAUUUCUUUUCUCUCUAGGGGAGGGAGGGGGUGGGUGCCAAGGAUCAAAUACAUGAUUCAAGAGCCGAUACUGUUUUCUUUUUUGGUUCAGUUGUAAUAUAUUGUACUUUAUAAAAAUGCCAAAACAAUUCAGAAUUUUAAACAAGACACUUUAAUUGUGUGUGUAUACAACUUUCAGCCAUGGGGAUGUAUAUCCUUUUUUGGGUACUUUUUUUUUAAUUGUAUAUUUGUAAACUUAACAGAGAAAACCCCAAGAUUAUACAGGCUGUAUGGUUUCAGUGUUUGGCAUAAAUUGUAGACAUAUCUUCUAGUGAAGUAGUCCCUGAUUAGUUCCACCUAAUACUAUCCUAUUCACUGUCCAGCUGCAGGCUAAUAAAGCAUGCUGCAUCUACCAGUGUGCCAUAUAAGAUUUCUGACUAUACAGCCAUAUAUAGAUGGAAGAGAGAGUUGCAACAACUAGAGAAUUUUUGUUCAUAAUAUUGAGUGUACCUCCAAAGUUCUCAAACCGUUUCAUGUAAGGUGGCCACACUGCAUGCACAGCUUAGUAUCAUGUUUCAUACCAUAAAAGAUUUUAAAGCACUGCUAUGGCGGCUAGGCCUUCACUUGUUUCAAACAGGGUAUAUCCAUACUGUAAAGUUGUAUGGUGAUGAGGUGGCUUAGUAGUUAAGAUGCCAAUUCUGAUGAUUGGAAGGUUAGCAGUUCAAAGUCCAAGUGCCGCAUGAUAGGGUGAGCUCCUGCCACAACCCUGCAGCUUGAAAGCAUGCAAAUAAAUAGGUACCAUUUUGGUGGGAAGGUAACAGCAUUCGGUGCAGUCAUGCUGGCCACAUGACCACCAGAGUCAUCUUUGGACAAUGCUGGCUCAUUGGCUUAGUAAUGGAGAUGAGCAUCACCCCCUAUAGUCAGUUACAACUAGAUAUUCAUGUCAAGGGAAAACCUUUACAUUUAAAGUUAUAUUGAUACUACAUUAACUGCUAUGGCUUCAUCUUGCAGAAUUCUAGAAUUUGUAGUUUGGUGAGGUACUCUAAUUUCCUUGCUAAAGAGUGUUAGUGGACUCCUCUACUACAGUACUAGACCUGUCCAGGAGAGAAUUCCAAGUUCCCCAUCAAACUAUUAUAUGCUAAGAUUAUAUAGCAUGGAGGGAAUUAAAAUGGUAUAAAGUUCUAUAACUGUGUAACGUGAAUACACUGUCAACUUUUGAGAAGUCACAUGUUUGUAAAAGCCACCAUACACAUAUACUGCAGUGUAUAUGUAAAAUUAAUGGGAUUUCCGUCAUUUAACAUCUAUGAUUGGCCCAGGAAAAUUCUAGAAUACUGGUUCCUUGUAGGCUUCUUCACAGUCAAGUUAUAGCUGCCACGUUGUACCUAAAAACUGAAUCGUGGCAAACACUUCUAUCUUGCAACAAAACAAGUUUGGCCAAAAAUUCAAUGGCUCUCUCACUCCAGGCUUAUUGUUAGAAAUAGGUUUCUUCAGCAGCAACUCAAAAUGGCAGCCAAGAGUCAAACCGAGCUGUCAAUUACUGUAACUUCAAAAAUGUACCCAGUGGGAUAAUCUCACUUUUAGCCAACUGUACUGUUCAUGGUGGUUGAUCAUUAUUAUGAGUGAUAGUAACUUCUGCAUGAGUGAACAAAGCAAAGGAGAGGAAUGAGGCCUGUCUCCUUAGAAAAGAAGAUUGCCUUGGCAACAAAGAAGCUAUAGAUAAUGUAUUGAAUUUUUGUAUACAUGUGUAUGCAUGUUUUAUAAUGACAUAAAACAUACACUAACUCA
This is a messenger RNA of Sceloporus undulatus (fence lizard), 2732 nucleotides long. It is a transcript of the gene RAB6B, whose product is annotated as RAB6B, member RAS oncogene family. Gene Ontology annotation, molecular function: GTP binding; GTPase activity. Bases 240 to 866 code for a protein of 208 amino acids. The transcript has 8 exons. NCBI's taxonomy places the organism in Eukaryota, Metazoa, Chordata, Lepidosauria, Squamata, Phrynosomatidae. The record is from RefSeq and is a predicted model, not a curated record.